AUGCUUGCUUUCGACAUGAACGAAAUUUCAUCAAAAGAGUUCGUUUUCGGUAAGAAAACUUCUUCAAAGAUUGAGAAAAUGAAAAAUCUUAGAACGAUUUUAGGGACCAUUCGAAUGUUACUUGCGAUGAAGCCUCGACAAGAAACAAUGCAUUAUAGUUUGUUUCACCAACUUUUACUUGAACUUAUAAGCCAGGAAUAAAGUUUGAGGUUGAAAGUUUUAAAAGUUAAAAAGCAUACGAAAAUAUAAAACAUGAAUGAAAAAGAAAAACAAACUGAACU
Clunio marinus is the source of this 281-nucleotide messenger RNA. NCBI's taxonomy places the organism in Eukaryota, Metazoa, Arthropoda, Insecta, Diptera, Chironomidae. The record is from the annotation of a GenBank genome assembly.